UUUUUCCUCUAAGCUGCGGGGAAGCUGUCAUGCCUUACCUGCAUCGGUCCCUGAGGCCACAGCCACAGCCAGUCCCCAGGGAUGCCAGGACUAUCCACUCCUCAGGUCAGAGCUUUGAGCAGCUGAGGCAGGGCUGCCUGCAGUCUGGCACCUUGUUUGAGGAUGCUGAUUUCCCUGCCAGCAAUGUCUCCCUGUUCUACAGCGAGAGGCCCCAGGUCCCCUUUGUGUGGAAACGGCCAGGGGAAAUUGUGGAAAACCCAGAAUUCAUUCUUGGAGGGGCCACCAGGACCGACAUUUGCCAAGGGGAGCUGGGAGACUGCUGGCUCCUGGCGGCCAUUGCCUCCCUAACCCUCAAUCAGAAAGCACUGGCCAGGGUGGUUCCCCAGGACCAAGGAUUUGGUUCUGGCUAUGCUGGGAUAUUUCAUUUCCAGUUCUGGCAGCACAGUGAGUGGCUGGACGUGGUGAUUGAUGACCGCCUGCCCACCUUCAAGGACCGCCUGGUCUUCCUCCACUCUGCUGAUCACAAUGAGUUCUGGAGCGCACUGCUGGAGAAAGCCUAUGCCAAGCUUAACGGGAGUUAUGAGGCACUGAAGGGAGGCAGUGCCAUUGAAGCCAUGGAAGACUUCACUGGGGGUGUGGCUGAGCACUUCCAAAUCCGAGAGGCACCAGAGGAUUUCUUUGAGAUUCUGGAGAAGGCUUUGAAGCGUGGUUCCUUGCUAGGAUGCUCCAUAGAUACCCUGAAUGCCUCAGAAUCUGAAGCUCGAACAUCUCUUGGUCUCAUUAAGGGCCAUGCCUACACCGUGACGGGACUCGACCAGGUAAACUUCCAUGGCCAGAGAAUCAAGCUCAUCAGAGUCCGUAACCCUUGGGGCCAGGUGGAGUGGAACGGGCCAUGGAGUGACAGCUCUCCUGAGUGGCGCUCUGUGGACCUGGAGGAGCAGAAGCGCCUGGGCCACACUGCCCUUGAUGACGGGGAGUUUUGGAUGGCAUUCAAAGACUUCAAGAUCCAUUUUGACAAAGUGGAGAUCUGCAACCUCACACCUGAUGCCCUGGAGGACAGCGCCCUCCACAGGUGGGAGGUGACCAUCCACCAAGGAAGCUGGGUCCGUGGCUCCACUGCUGGUGGCUGUCGCAACUUCCUGGACACCUUCUGGACCAACCCGCAGAUAAAGCUGUCCCUGACCGAGAGGGACGAGGGCCAGGAGGGCUGCACUUUCCUAGCAGCCUUGAUGCAGAAAGACCGCAGGAGGCUCAAGAGGUUUGGCGCCAACAUGCUGACCAUUGGCUACGCCAUUUACCAGUGCCCAGACAAGGACGGACACCUGAGUAGGGACUUUUUCAAGUACCAUGCCUCCCUGGCCCGAAGCAAGACGUUCAUCAACUUGAGAGAAGUCUCAGAGCGAUUCCAGCUGCCCCCGGGAGACUAUAUCCUCAUCCCCAGCACCUUUGAGCCGCAUCAGGAGGCCGACUUCUGCCUGAGAAUCUUCUCUGAGAAGAGAGCUGUGACUCGGGACCUGGAUGAGAACAUAGACAUUGACCUUCCUGAGCUUCCAAAGCCGACUCCACAGGAGGAGGAAACAGAAGAGGAACAGCAGUUCCGGGCCCUGUUCCGGCGUGUUGCUGGCGAGGACAUGGAGGUGUCGGCUGAGGAACUUGAAUAUGUUCUAAAUGCUGUUCUGCAGAAGAAAACAGCCCUCAAGUUCAAGAGGCUGAGCCUGCUGUCCUGCAGAAACAUCAUCUCUCUGAUGGAUACCAGUGGCAACGGGAAGCUGGAGUUUGAAGAGUUCCGGGUCUUCUGGGACAAGCUGAAACACUGGAUGGACCUGUUUCUCCAGUUUGAUGUGGACAAGUCUGGCACCAUGUCUUCCUACGAGCUGCGGACGGCACUGAAAGCUGCAGGCUUUCAGCUGGGUGGCCAUCUCCUGCAGCUGAUUGUCCUCAGGUACGCAGACGAGGACCUCCAGCUGGAUUUCGAUGACUACCUCAACUGCCUGGUGCGGCUGGAGAAUGCAAGCCGGGUGUUCCAAUCUCUCAGUGUGAAGAACAAGGACUUUAUCCAUCUCAACAUAAACGAGUUCAUCAGCCUGACCAUGAACAUCUGAGGUUGUCCUGACCCGAUGCCGUCUGCCCCUCUGAUACUCAGCUUCUGGAUCACGAACCUCAGAACUUUUUUUAGAGGGCUGCCCUGCCCACUGCUCUCUCCUCCCAGCCUCACACCACUCUCCUCCCCUCUCCGUAGUGAUUUAGAAGAAUCUAAAGGGAUUGGCUGUGUUCUCUGAUUCUGUGGAACUUCUUGUAAGAUCAUUGCUUCACAAGAACCUA
Mus caroli (Ryukyu mouse) is the source of this 2322-nucleotide messenger RNA. It is a transcript of the gene Capn9, whose product is annotated as calpain 9. The record is from RefSeq and is a predicted model, not a curated record. Gene Ontology annotation, biological process: proteolysis. Gene Ontology annotation, cellular component: cytoplasm. Gene Ontology annotation, molecular function: calcium ion binding; calcium-dependent cysteine-type endopeptidase activity. Lineage: Eukaryota; Metazoa; Chordata; Mammalia; Rodentia; Muridae.